CCCGUUGCUGACGCUUAGCAGGAGGAGAUAAAUCAAGCUCGUGCUGCGACAGUGAUUAAUAACAACGCCGCAGGCGCACACCGCGCUGUAACACGUUCUGCAUUUCUAUUGGCGGACUUUCCUGGGGUCAAAGAAUACCGUAUCUACACCCGAGCCCAGCGCUGCGGGCUUUUGACGUGGGCGUCAUUACAAGAACAUGUACGGUACAGGUGACAGGUAUACCGGGUCGAGCACUUGACAGCUACACGAAAGCUGCGCUACUCCACCCGGAACACCAAACAUGGCGGUGUUGCCGGGCUAAGGUACACAGAUGUGAGACCGACGGUUCACGGUUGGAACUGAAAGUCGGCAGCAGGCCUCCCAACGAUGUUAGCGAGGUGGCGCCGGUAAUAUGGCAGACGAUGUUGUCCUGGAGCACGAGAUUGACCACAUUGAGGACAUUUUGGUAGACGAUGACCCAGAGGCACUGCUCGAUUUGUGGGUGCUGCAGUCCCGGCACAAACAUUGUGAUAUUACUACUGACGUGACGUCACCUGCCUUGAGGGAGGAGGAGCUCGAGGCACUAGAGCGCCAUUUUCUUAUCGACGAUGUUGCCUCCUGCUUUGCAACCAGUUUGGCAACAGACGCCGAGACCUCCCUGGAUGACCCGUCGUCCGAGAAUGGCAGGAGGGCACCUCACAACUCCGUUGAUGAUGAUAUCGAUGAGGUGGAGAUGACCCAUGGUCAGCAAGUCGAGACGUCACGGUCAGCGGUCCAAAAGGCAAACAAGCGUGAUGGAUGUUCCUUGUUUGCUCGAAAGAAGCUGUCUGCAAGCCAAACCUCUCUCCUCCAAAAUGGCGCCGAGGUGACAUCAGGGAAAAGCACAACAUCAGAGAAGCUGUCGCUUUCUAAAGAUAUUCUCCUUGAUGAAGAGAACGAGGGCCUUAUCAGCUUUGACCUACCAUUUCUGCCGUUGCCAGGACGAUGCUAUGACGUCACAGAGCGAGACAGCAAGUUUACGACAACAGAAAGACAAGCGGCAAUACCGCCCCCUUCGGUCUCAGUUUUUCAGCGUGCAGAACCAGCGAGUAAAACAACCGAACCAUCGCGAACGUCACGUGGCGUAACACCCUUAACUCAAGAUGAAAAUACGCUGCAUGAUGUGACGCCCUUAGUUGACCACAGCGGUACGUCACACACACAUGACAUUGAGCAGUCAGAUUUGCGCAGUGCGUCACCACGAACAAGACCGUUUUUGUCGCGUGCACAAGAUCAGAUAGCGCGUCACCGAAAUCCAGUUACGACGUCACUCACAGUUUCCUAUGGAAGAGGAAGUGAGGUCAUGAAAGAGAUAGGACGUUCUGAGCAGCAGCAACAGCAGCUAAGGAAGAUUCAAGAAUACCUGGAAACAGUAGACGUCUUCUUGAACUCAGCCUUGAAUCCCAGGUCAUCCGGGCAAGUUGUUCGCAGCUGUGUCGCCGACGCCCGAGAAAAUGUGAGGAAAGCGUUACAAGAGCUUGGUGCAUUACAGUCCUGUGACGUCACCAUUGACGUUGCAUCUCGUGCUAGGCCACUCAACGACAAAAGCAUUACUAGGGUCACGCAGUACGGACACGAAGCGCAGAGAAAAGACAGUCUCGAAGGCAUGCGUGUGAUGAAACCGGCUGACCACCUCGGAUCACCCCAUAGUAUCAACGUCAUCGCUCCCAAGCCGCCAGGUGCUGACGGUUUUGGCGAGGAAACGACUGCAGCGCCCAUAGUUGACUUGUCGCCAUGCCCGUCUGGUGAGCAGCAGGUCGAUGAAAGUGACAGCAGCGAUGGCACAACGACGUCAAAGACAACGGUGAGGGCGAAACCACCUUUCGAAGCCCCCGCAACUCCCCAGUCAGUCCCGCUACCCUCCUCCGAGAUUGCCCCUCUGAACCCGACUGACGCAGCGGAAGUGACGUUGGAAAGAAUCUCAGGGGAAGAUUCCUUGCCUCUGUUGGACCAGAAUGCCUUGACGGACAUCACGAGCGUUGCCACGGUGUCAGACCAACGUUGGACGUUGGAGGGUAGCUGCGUUUCAGCUGAUAUGAGCACUUCUGCGGAUGAAUCCAGCUAUUACUCGGACGACGACGACGACGAUGACGAAGACUUGACGGAAAACGGUCUUCUUUGCCCUGGCGACCGCCACGGCUUCUUUCGCCGCCCUUUACUUGAAUUUGGUGCAGGCGACCCGGACGACGAGGUGCUGAGAGAAGAGCGUAUUCUUCGGCAUCUUGCAGCUGUCAGGCAGCAGGCAGUGCCCUCUGCCGUCAGAGUGGAGACGGUCGUCACGGCAACGGGGGAGCGCCUAGGCAACCACUUGCUUGCGUUGGAUCAGUCACGUGGUAAAGAGCAUGUCAACGUAGGCCACUUGUACCCCUUCACCUCCAAGUCUUCCCAUGUUCCCACCCCCUCUUCACUUCAGAUGUCGGAAUGUGACCAGGUGACCAAAGGCGAGGUCAAGGUAGUCGAACGUAGGUCACGUGGGAACAUGUCUGAUUCGAGUAAUGCUCGUCCUCGAGGUGGCAGGGCGACCUUCGCUACGUUUGCGCGAUUCUUCAGACCGCUUCAGUCGGUGGCGCUGUUCUCAGCACGACAGAUGACAUCAGAGGAAUUUCAGGACAGUUACGACAAACAGUAUGACGCCAUUAAGGUCAAGAGGUGUGAACUGGACAACGAUAUACCUUGGGACCAGCUUCAGUUCUCAGACACUGAAGAUGACACAAAGAGCGAGAAAACAUGGCGUGAGCAGUCAUCAGGAGACGACAGCUUCACUCAAGCAGAUCGGACAGACUCAGACUCAUACGUGUCUGCGAGCGACUAGGCAUUGUACAUCCAUGAGUCUUGGCACUGAGGCCGUGAGUCUGUGUACGUCACGUGCCGGGCAACUGCUCGCCACAGCCGAGAUCCCUGCUUACAACAGCAGCACAGACCACAUCUCCGUGGAAAAAACAGAUUGUGUGGAACAUCAGCGAUUCUUCUCAAAGUAAAAACUGCUGCAUCACGUUUUGUUUCUUUUCUUUUGAAAAGUCAGCAUCCUUCUGGCCUUUGUGAGUCUUCUGGCACAUUCGAAGAACAAAAGAACUGAUUGUAUUUGCCCUCAAAGAACGGAAAAGACAACGCCUGUGAGAAAUGGACAGACAAAAAUAUUCAAGUCGGUAGCAAAGUGUGAGAAAGA
Messenger RNA from Pomacea canaliculata, 3184 nucleotides. RefSeq lists its product as uncharacterized. The record is from RefSeq and is a predicted model, not a curated record. The transcript has 10 exons. Lineage: Eukaryota; Metazoa; Mollusca; Gastropoda; Architaenioglossa; Ampullariidae. The coding region runs from base 392 to 2830 and encodes 812 amino acids.